CUCCCUUCUCCACCGCCUCGACUUCCACUUCCACUCUCACCUCCUAGCCUCUUCUACAGAGCGCUUCAGCUUCGUGCAACAAGCCUACACAGGCAAACUAGCAGCCCACCAGCGUUCUCGAGAACGCAUCAUUCUAUCGAAGCGGGGUACUUGGGCCUCGACACCACUAGAGUUUUAACCACCGAAAUCCAACAACACCGCCAUCAUGGUCAACUUCACCGUCGAAGAGAUCCGUGGUCUUAUGGACUCUGCGGCUAACAUCCGCAACAUGUCCGUCAUCGCGCAUGUCGACCACGGAAAAUCCACCUUGACCGAUUCUCUCGUCCAACGUGCCGGUAUCAUCUCUGCGGCGAAUGCGGGAAAGGCCCGGUUUACGGACACUCGACCCGACGAACAGGAGCGUGGUGUCACCAUCAAAUCGACAGCCAUCUCGCUGUACGCCACCCUCAAUGAUCCUGAGGACAUGAAGGAUAUCCCGGUCAAGGUCGAUAAGAACGAGUUCCUGAUCAACUUGAUCGAUUCCCCUGGUCACGUUGAUUUCUCAUCUGAAGUGACCGCCGCUCUUCGUGUCACUGACGGUGCCCUCGUCGUCGUCGACACCGUUGAAGGUGUGUGUGUGCAAACCGAGACUGUGCUUCGACAGGCUCUUGGUGAGCGUAUCAAGCCCGUCGUCAUUAUCAACAAGGUCGACCGUGCUCUCCUCGAACUUCAAGUCUCCAAGGAAGAUCUGUACCAGAACUUCUCUCGUGUCAUCGAGUCCGUCAACGUCGUUAUCUCCACCUACUUCGACAAGGUUCUUGGCGAUGUCCAGGUCUACCCCGACAAGGGCACUAUCGCUUUCGGUUCCGGUCUCCAUGGCUGGGCCUUCACCGUGCGCCAGUUUGCCGGCAGAUACGCGAAGAAGUUCGGUGUCGACAAGAACAAGAUGAUGGAGCGCCUAUGGGGGGACAACUACUUCAACCCGAAGACCAAGAAGUGGACCAAGGUUGGCACUCACGACGGCAAGCCCCUCGAGCGUGCCUUCAACCAGUUCAUCCUCGACCCGAUCUUCAGAAUCUUCAACGCCGUAAUGAACUUCAAGACGGACGAAAUCCCCACGCUCCUGGAGAAGCUUGAGAUCAAGCUGUCCUCCGACGAGAAGGAUCUUGAAGGAAAGGCGCUGCUGAAGGUCGUUAUGAGGAAGUUCUUGCCAGCGGCAGACGCUCUUCUCGAGAUGAUGAUUCUGCAUCUCCCAUCUCCCGUCACCGCUCAGAAGUACCGUAUGGAGACCCUCUACGAAGGUCCCCAUGACGACGUCAACGCCAUUGGAAUCCGGGACUGCGAUCCCAAGGGUCCCCUCAUGUUGUACGUCUCUAAGAUGGUGCCAACCUCCGACAAGGGCCGUUUCUAUGCUUUCGGUCGUGUCUUCUCCGGUACCGUCAAGUCUGGCUUGAAGGUCCGCAUCCAGGGCCCGAACUACACCCCUGGCAAGAAGGACGAUCUCUUCAUCAAGGCCGUCCAGCGUACCAUUCUCAUGAUGGGCCGGUUCGUUGAGCCCAUUGAGGAUGUGCCCGCCGGUAACAUUCUCGGUCUCGUCGGUAUUGAUCAGUUCUUACUCAAGUCUGGUACAUUGACUACCAACGAAACCGCGCACAACCUCAAGGUCAUGAAGUUCUCCGUUUCCCCCGUCGUCCAGCGCUCCGUCGAAGUCAAGAACGCCCAGGACCUGCCCAAGUUGGUUGAAGGUCUGAAGCGUCUGUCCAAGUCGGAUCCUUGCGUAUUGACCUACAUUUCCCCAUCCGGCGAGCACGUUGUUGCCGGCGCCGGUGAGCUUCAUUUGGAGAUCUGCUUGAAGGACUUGGAGGAGGACCAUGCCGGUGUUCCCCUUCGCAUCUCCGACCCAGUCGUCCAGUACCGUGAGACUGUUAGCAAGAGCUCCAGCAUCACGGCGCUCUCCAAGUCGCCCAACAAGCACAACCGCCUGUACGUUAUCGCCCAGCCCUUGGACGAGGAGGUGGCUCAAGCCAUCGAGGCGGGCAAGAUUGGUCCCCGUGACGAUAUCAAGGCUCGCGCUCGUAUCCUUGCCGAUGAGCACGGUUGGGACGUCACAGACGCCCGUAAGAUCUGGUGCUUCGGUCCCGAUACUAGCGGCGCCAACUUGCUCGUCGAUCAGACCAAGGCUGUGCAGUACCUGAGCGAAAUCAAGGACUCUGUUGUCUCUGGUUUCCAAUGGGCCACCAAGGAAGGCCCCGUAGCCGAGGAGCCGAUGCGAUCCGUGCGCUUCAACAUUAUGGAUGUCACCCUCCAUGCUGACGCUAUCCAUCGUGGAGGUGGACAGAUCAUCCCCACUACUCGUCGUGUGCUCUACGCUGCCACUCUUCUUGCGGAACCAGGUCUCCAGGAGCCCAUCUACAUGGUCGAGAUUACUGUGCCCGAGCAAGCUAUGGGCGGUAUCUACGGUGUGCUUACUCGGAGGAGAGGUCACGUCUUCGAAGAGUCCCAGCGUCCCGGUACUCCUCUCUUCCACGUCAAGUCCUACCUUCCCGUCAACGAGUCUUUCGGUUUCAACGCCGAUCUGCGCAGUGCCACCAGCGGCCAGGCGUUCCCACAGUUGGUGUUCGACCAUUGGCAGAUACUGCCCGGUGGAUCAGCGCUUGACACCACGUCAUUGCCUGGUAAGAUUGUAGAGACUAUGCGGAAGAGGAAGGGCCUCAAGGUCGAAGUGCCCGGUGUUGAGAACUACUACGACAAGCUAUAGAGAGAUGCUAUCAAAAACGAUAAAUUUCCUUAUUAUUCAAUGCUUGGAAUAUACCGGGGCUGCUCGCCAUCAGGGGUCGUCCGUUCCCUGCGCAACGUGUCAACGAAACAUUAAGAGCAUCUCUGGAGGAGUCUAGGGACUAGUUGACGAUGACGGGCACCCUGGUGCGACAAUGAUCGAGGGUAGUGCUGGCGAUCCGUGGCCUUUCCUUUUGCAUGUUCUGCUUUGUGAUGUAAUCGUGGGACUAGAAAUAAGAACCACAUGAACACAAUCCUUACUCUCCUGUGAUGUUUGACAUGCUGUGAGCGAACAGGCGCCGUUGAAUAGAGAGUGGCAGUCCACGGAUUUGUGGGAGUUCUCUUCAAGAACGCGACUCUCUUUGGGCUCACCCGGCACUGUUUGAGGUCCUCUGGUAUGUAAAUCAUUGAAAUUCGCAAAGCGACAAUUUGGGCAAGCCUGAUAGCUCCCCAGGCC
Mytilinidion resinicola is the source of this 3211-nucleotide messenger RNA. Its product is annotated as P-loop containing nucleoside triphosphate hydrolase protein. The record is from RefSeq and is a predicted model, not a curated record. Gene Ontology annotation, biological process: translational elongation. Gene Ontology annotation, cellular component: ribonucleoprotein complex; cytosol. Gene Ontology annotation, molecular function: ribosome binding; GTP binding; translation elongation factor activity. The transcript has 6 exons. NCBI's taxonomy places the organism in Eukaryota, Fungi, Ascomycota, Dothideomycetes, Mytilinidiales, Mytilinidiaceae. The coding region runs from base 206 to 2737 and encodes 843 amino acids.